CUAUAUAGACUAUAGAGGAGCAGAAACAGAGUAAUCAGGUGAAAAAAAUGGAGAACAACAAUAACAACGGAGACCCUACGCCGGUGCCGCGGGUAGCGGUGGUCGUUUUCCUCUUGAAGGGUAGAUCGGUCCUCCUCGGCCGCCGCCGCUCCUCCGUCGGCAACGCCACCUUCGCCCUUCCCGGCGGCCACCUCGAAUUCGGGGAGAGUUUUGAAGAAUGUGCAGCAAGAGAAGUGAAAGAGGAAACAGGGUUGGUCAUAGGGAGUUCAAAGUUUUUGACAGUAACAAACAAUGUGAUGUUGGAGCAACCUAAAAAGUGUCACUACGUAACCAUUUUCAUGAGGGCAAUGGUGGGUGUGGAUGCAGUAGAAGAGCAAGUGCCACAAAAUCUCGAACCUACCAAGUGUGAUGGUUGGGAGUGGUAUGAGUGGGAUCAUUUACCACACCCUCUAUUUGGGCCUCUUGAGAAAAUGGUCAAAGGAGGUUUUGACCCAUUUUCGCCCUAAUUAUGUUUAUGUAUGGUUUUUUUUGUGAGAUUGCUUGGAUAAUUGUACGGUUGGGCUAGGUUUAAUACUUUGUUGUAUGGAUUCGUAGUUUAGUAUGACAUUAUGAUGAAAUCAGUUAUGGUUUGGAUCGAAAGUAUAAAAGGAACAAAUUAGUGUAUUAUGGAAAAGUUUUUCUGAAAUUAUGCUAGCCUAAUUCUAGAAA
Messenger RNA from Glycine soja, 708 nucleotides. Its product is annotated as nudix hydrolase 1-like. Lineage: Eukaryota; Viridiplantae; Streptophyta; Magnoliopsida; Fabales; Fabaceae. Gene Ontology annotation, biological process: dGTP catabolic process. The transcript is spliced from 2 exons. The record is from RefSeq and is a predicted model, not a curated record. Gene Ontology annotation, cellular component: cytosol. Gene Ontology annotation, molecular function: 8-oxo-7,8-dihydrodeoxyguanosine triphosphate pyrophosphatase activity. Bases 48 to 506 code for a protein of 152 amino acids.